Messenger RNA from Paecilomyces variotii, 1295 nucleotides. RefSeq names its product glyceraldehyde 3-phosphate dehydrogenase GpdA. Lineage: Eukaryota; Fungi; Ascomycota; Eurotiomycetes; Eurotiales; Thermoascaceae. Bases 230 to 1261 code for a protein of 343 amino acids. Gene Ontology annotation, molecular function: NAD binding; oxidoreductase activity, acting on the aldehyde or oxo group of donors, NAD or NADP as acceptor; NADP binding. The record is from RefSeq and is a predicted model, not a curated record. The transcript is spliced from 6 exons. Gene Ontology annotation, biological process: glucose metabolic process.
GUCAGCUCGAUUCGAAUGGUAAGCUGCGCCCGUCCGGUGUCCGUAUUUUACUAGUCGCCCGCGGUGAUCGGUCUGUUGCGUCAGCCCGAACUGGCCUGCCUUUUUCUUCCCCUCCCCCGCCCCCGUCAUCCUUCUUCUUCUUCCAGCCCACCCUUCUCGACCUGUUUCUAAACAACAAACAUCUUGUAUCUUGUCCCAUCUAUUCAAUCUCUAUCCAACAACAGCAAACAUGGUUCUCGCUAAGAUCGGUAUCAACGGCUUCGGUCGUAUUGGAAGAAUUGUCUUCCGCAAUGUCAUCGAGCAUGGCGAGGCUGAGGUCGUCGCUGUCAACGACCCCUUCAUCGAGCCCCACUACGCCGCCUACAUGCUGAAGUACGACUCUCAGCACGGCCAGUUCAAGGGUGACAUCGAAAGCACCGAGAAUGGCAUCAAGGUCAACGGCAAGCUCAUCCGCUUCUACACCGAGCGUGACCCCUCCAACAUCCCCUGGUCCGAGACUGGUGCCGAGUACAUUGUCGAGUCCACCGGUGUCUUCACCACCACCGAGAAGGCCUCUGCUCACUUGAAGGGUGGCGCCAAGAAGGUCGUCAUCUCCGCUCCUUCUGCUGAUGCCCCCAUGUUCGUCAUGGGUGUCAACAACAAGGAAUACAAGUCCGACAUCAAGGUCCUCUCCAACGCCUCUUGCACCACCAACUGCCUGGCUCCUCUUGCCAAGGUUGUCCACGACAACUGGGGACUCGUUGAGGGUCUCAUGACCACCGUCCACUCCUACACUGCCACCCAGAAGACCGUCGACGGUCCCUCUUCUAAGGACUGGCGAGGUGGCCGCUCUGCUGCCCAGAACAUCAUCCCCAGCAGCACUGGUGCCGCCAAGGCCGUCGGAAAGGUCAUUCCUUCUCUCAACGGCAAGCUUACCGGCAUGUCCAUGCGUGUGCCCACCUCCAACGUCUCCGUUGUUGACCUGACCUGCCGCACUGAGAAGCCCGUCAGCUACGACGAGAUCAAGAAGGUCAUGAAGGCCGCCUCCGAGUCCGGCGAGCUCAAGGGCAUCCUUGGCUACACCGAGGACGAGAUUGUCUCCAGUGACCUGAACGGUGACACCCGCUCCUCCAUCUUCGAUGCCAAGGCCGGUAUUGCUCUGAACUCCAACUUCAUCAAGCUGGUCUCCUGGUACGACAACGAGUGGGGUUACUCCCGCCGUGUUGUUGACCUGAUCUGUAAGCUUUUCAUUCUGCCAUUUCUCCAUUAUGACACUAGCUAACAGUUCUGUAGCCUACAUCGCCAAGGUCGACGCC